Molecule: messenger RNA, 1499 nt
Organism: Amphiprion ocellaris (clown anemonefish)
Lineage: Eukaryota; Metazoa; Chordata; Actinopteri; Pomacentridae
Product: glutamic acid-rich protein-like
Exons: 2
Coding region: 1-1314 (437 amino acids)
Source: RefSeq, a predicted model, not a curated record
AUGGCGCUGACCCCUCACCCCUCCCACCCCCGGCCUAAUCACCUGCUGAUUGGUCCACGCGGGGCCCCCUCCCGCUGUCAAUCACAGCCACUUAGAGGGGAGCAGCGAGGAAACAGUGACGAGGAGGAGGAGGAGGAGGAUGAAGAGGAGGAUGAGGAUGAAGAGGAGGAUGAGGAUGAAGAGGAGGAUGAGGAUGAAGAGGAGGAUGAAGAUGAAGAGGAGGAUGAAGAUGAAGAGGAGGAGGAGGAUGAAGAGGAGGAGGAGGAUGAAGAGGAGGAGGAGGAUGAAGAGGAGGAGGAGGAUGAAGAGGAGGAGGAGGAUGAAGAAGAGGAGAAGGAGGAGGAUGAAGAUGAAGAGGAGGAGGAGGAGGAUGAAGAGGAGGAUGAAGAGGAGGAUGAGGAUGAAGAGGAGGAUGAAGAGGAGGAUGAGGAUGAAGAGGAGGAUGAAGAUGAAGAGGAGGAGGAGGAGGAUGAAGAGGAGGAGAAGGAGGAGGAUGAAGAUGAAGAGGAGGAUGAAGAGGAGGAGGAGGAUGAAGAGGAGGAGGAGGAUGAAGAGGAGGAGGAGGAUGAAGAGGAGGAGGAGGAUGAAGAGGAGGAGAAGGAGGAGGAUGAAGAUGAAGAGGAGGAGGAGGAGGAUGAAGAGGAGGAUGAAGAGGAGGAUGAGGAUGAAGAGGAGGAGGAGGAGGAUGAAGAGGAGGAUGAAGAGGAGGAUGAGGAUGAAGAGGAGGAGGAGGAUGAAGAGGAGGAGGAGGAUGAAGAGGAGGAGGAGGAUGAAGAAGAGGAGAAGGAGGAGGAUGAAGAUGAAGAGGAGGAGGAGGAGUAUGAAGAGGAGGAUGAAGAGGAGGAUGAGGAUGAAGAGGAGGAUGAAGAGGAGGAUGAGGAUGAAGAGGAGGAUGAAGAUGAAGAGGAGGAGGAGGAGGAUGAAGAGGAGGAGAAGGAGGAGGAUGAAGAUGAAGAGGAGGAUGAAGAGGAGGAGGAGGAUGAAGAGGAGGAGAAGGAGGAGGAUGAAGAUGAAGAGGAGGAGGAGGAGGAUGAAGAGGAGGAUGAAGAUGAGGAUGAAGAGGAGGAUGAAGAGGAGGAUGAGGAUGAAGAGGAGGAGGAGGAUGAAGAGGAGGAGAAGGAGGAUGAAGAGGAGGAGGAGGAGGAUGAAGAGGAGGAUGAAGACGAGGAUGAAGAGGAGGAUGAGGAUGAAGAGGAGGAUGAAGAUGAAGAGGAGGAGGAGGAGGAUGAAGAGGAGGAGAAGGAGGAGGAUGAAGAUGAAGAGGAGGAUGAAGAUGAAGAGGAGGAUGAAGAGGAGGAAGGACAGUCAUUUUAAAAACAUCCUUCGUCCUGGGAAAAAGUUAAAUCCAUUUGUAAAUACUAAAAAACAGGACAUAAAAGGAUGACAAGCUGUCAGAUAAGAUUCUGAAAUAAAAUAAACACAACAUACACAAAUAAUAAGAUACCUGGCCAGAAUGUUAAUGUUCAGAAAAUCUUCAAAUAAAGUUCUGUAAAGUUCAA